Molecule: messenger RNA, 1947 nt
Organism: Metarhizium album ARSEF 1941
Lineage: Eukaryota; Fungi; Ascomycota; Sordariomycetes; Hypocreales; Clavicipitaceae
Exons: 1
Coding region: 1-1947 (648 amino acids)
Source: RefSeq, a predicted model, not a curated record
AUGCUUAGACGGUUGAAUGGCAACAAGAAUCGCCAGGAGGACAACGAGGGUGACAGCGAGCUGAGCGAUCCGGACAGCAAUGUAGCAUUCAACGACCUCGAGGACGAAAUUGUCGUCCGUGGCCAGACCAGCAGGGGAGCGCCAAGAAUGCCAAGCAGGAGCCAGACCUCAGAGGUCAACGAGGACGAGGCUAUGGAAGGCGCACCAGAAGAGUCUGCCGCUUCGCAUUAUCCCAAACGAAAACGAAGUUCCGUCUUUAACGAUUUGAGCGAGAGCAAGCUGGAAAGUGCCCACACUACAGCCCCAGAAAGGUCGCCCACUUCGCCCACUAGCACCAACAAAUUGAAGCCCAACCGUCAAAGUCUCAGUGGUACAGGGUCGAAGGGCGUUUUGCUCGGAACUUGGAGGGAUUCCCGCGUCCCCGAUGAGGACAAGAAGCACUCUGUUUUCGGCUUCAUCGAUAUUCGAGAUCGCCUACGCACUCGGAUUCAGCCCAUCACGAAACACGGGGAGCCAGUGGGCGACGACUAUCCCCUGCCUCCUGGUCCCGGUGCAAGUUGGGUCACCUUUGAGCGUGUCGUCUUUUCUGACCAUCUUGUGGGCCUGGACCACUUCCAGAUAAAGGAGUAUUGUCGACUUCGAUCUGAGGCUGCACCCGAGGAAACCGAGGACGGCCGGGUGGCUGCUGAGCAUGCUGCCGUUCAAGAAGCAAUCCGCCGCGUCAGGGAGAACCCGGCGUUGACGAGCGCGCUGCAGCCUCCUCCCAUCGCAUACGGGGUCGAUAUGCCGGAACACCUUCAACCUCCCGUUCGCCCGGAGUACAAGCGUAGGCGUGUCGGUAGUGGAUACGCCGCUAUUAGUCCAGCACCUCCGGAGAUGGCCUCCGAGCCGGCGGCCAUUCCGACUCCGCAACAGUCCAUUGCGGCUCAUCAAUCUCGAUUUUCAAUCGAUCCGCUCCCCGGGACUCGACCGACGCGCAUUCUGAUAGGAUAUUGGAAGCCAUCAAGUGAAGACGACCCCAAGGAUCGUCACGCUGUGUAUGGUAUUUUGGGUCAGAAUGACAUGUUCCGUGUCAAGGUGGUGCGAGAGACAAGAGAUGGUCGGUUUGUGGACGGCAACUUUCCAGCUGGAGCAGGUGCUCUAUGGAUUCCUUACGAAGAGGUCGAAUUUGAGCCGCAUUUGAAGACUCUGAACAGGCAAGAAAUCAAGGAAUACUGCCGCGUUCGACAGUAUCAGCUAGACCGUGGCGAAACUUCUGCUGAGCGCAUUGACAAUGAGACCAAGGCUGUUUACGAGGCACAGACCAGGGCUGGCACGAUGCCGUACAAGCAACUCCAUAACAUCACGGUUCCCACAUUCACAGCUUCUCCACAGACCGAUAGUGAUGAGCGAAUGAAUGGGCGACAUGAAUACGGUGGUCACGAGCUCCGUCCGUCGCGCCGAACUGAACCACGACCGCUCCGGGCAUCACUCAGCGAGGCUGAACUACGUGCAAGCCGACUUCAGGGCGGAGAGGCUGUGGAGAGAACCAACACCUUGGCACGUCGUGAAAUUGCAAGAGCUGAAGCGGCCCAAGGCCGGGCAGAUCGUCAUGCCAUGCAUAGAGAGCGCGCCGCGGCUGCUGCGGCUGCGGAUGCUGCCAAUGCUGCCGCCGCGGCAGCAGCAGCAGCCUCCAACAUGCCUCUUGAGCACCAUCCCAACCCCAACGGCCGAAUGCUCUUUCACGAAACUGAGGAUAUGCAACGAUUGAACAAGGUAUGGGCUCGACAGGAAACACUCCGCAUGAAAAGCAGUUUAGACGAUGCCAAGAUUUACGACGGCGUCAAGUAUGAGCGCAGGGCAACUGGGCCUUUCAUGGGGAAGCUUGUGUCACAGGGUACGAUCAUCAAUAUCGAGGGUGAGGACUAUGUCGAAUACCGUGUCCUCACGAAGCCUUCUUUUUUCUAA